UGCCGCUCAGCUCCUGACUGAACUUGGCGGGAGCGUCUGUGGCGGUUGGAGGUAGCGGCGGCUCUUGCUGCCCCGGGCCGGGUCUGUGGAGGCGGGGGCCGGGCCUAGCCCUCAGCACCCGCUGGGGCGCCCUAGGAGGUGCGGGGAUAGCGACUUUGUGCCCCCAGCGGCUGCCUUUGCUGGGUGGUGCUCGCCCCAGCGUGACUGGAGGCCGUUUGGGCCUCGUCCAUCCCCGCGCCUCGCUCGCUUUGGGGCUGCGGGGGGCUUCUCCGCAGCGGUGCUCAGCCGGGGCGGGUGCGAGGUGUGCCAGCUCCCGCCCGCGAGAAACCCAGAGGCUGCCCAGGGUGUCGGUGCUAGCCGUGGUGCUCCGAGACUGAAAGAAAUGCGUCAACCUUGAGCUCCGGAUCCAGAAUGACACCUCUCGUUAGACCAGCUGGGAAGUGGCACGAAAUAUCUCUUUUCGGAAAGCUCGUUAGGCCAGCUGAGAAAUUGCCAAAAAAAAAAAAAAAAAAAACUUUUCUGCCAAACUUGAAAGCUGCUUUUUCGAGGGGAAAUAGCUGCGAAGAUGGUAGAUCCAGUAGAAGACAACAGGCUUGAUCUUCCUGAUUAUGAGCAUACAGAAGAUGAAACAUUUCCACCUCUUCCACCACCUGCCUCUCCAGGGAGACAUGAUGAAGGGGCCCUAGCAAAUGAAGAGGCAGAUGGAAAUGCUCCAUCAGAAAUAAAGGAUUCUUCUGUGACUGCCCAGAAGACAGUUAAAAGGCCAGUGCCUAAACUAGAUGCACAAAGGUUAGUUUCAGAAAGAGGACUUCCAGCCUUACGCCAUUUAUUUGACAAUGUAAAAUUCAAAGGUAAAGGGCAUGAGGUAGAGGACUUAGACACACUUAUGAGACGCAUGGAACACUGGGCUCAUAGAUUGUUUCCAAAACUGCCAUUUGAUGAUUUUAUUGACAAGGUUGAAUCUUUAGGAAAUAAAAAUGAAGUCCAAACCUGCUUAAAACGAAUUAGACUUGAUCUUCCCAUUUUGUCUGAAGACUUUACAAGUAAUGAAGAUGGCAGAGGGGAAAGUAACAGGCUCAAUAUGGUCGGUGAAGAUUUAGACGUUUUUUCUGAAAACGUGAGGGAAGAAUUUGAUUCUCGCUCAAGUAGCACUCUAACGGAGGAGCAGCAACAAAGAAUUGAGAGAAACCGUCAAUUGGCCUUGGAACGCAGACAGGCAAAGAUGCAGUUUACCAGCCUUUCACAACAUAAUGACCAAUCUGCAGGCCACUCAGAUGAAGAGUUUAACAGCACUGGGACUCAGAAUCCUGACAGUCUGAUAAAAUUAGAAGAAACUCUAGCUGCUGAAGCAAGAGUUGCUGAGAGAGAAGCCAUGGACAAAGAUACACAACUGGAACCUGUUGAAGAAGAGAUCCAAUAACUUUUGACAAUAUCUGGGUACAAAUGAUCAA
Alligator sinensis (Chinese alligator) is the source of this 1451-nucleotide messenger RNA. RefSeq names its product TIMELESS interacting protein (gene TIPIN). Gene Ontology annotation, biological process: replication fork arrest; replication fork processing; DNA replication checkpoint signaling. The coding region runs from base 566 to 1420 and encodes 284 amino acids. The transcript is spliced from 8 exons. Gene Ontology annotation, cellular component: nucleus; replication fork protection complex. Lineage: Eukaryota; Metazoa; Chordata; Crocodylia; Alligatoridae. Gene Ontology annotation, molecular function: DNA binding. The record is from RefSeq and is a predicted model, not a curated record.